UUUAAGUCUUCUAGAAUUCAUUCUCCGUUACCGAGAAAACAAUUUUUGACGUUGUUGUUUGCAUUGAUUCUCUUCUGAAAAUAAUGGGACAAAAGUGGAGUGGAACAGUUUCGAAAACACCAUCGAAUCCAACUGUCUCUAAAUCUUCGUCGGCACCAUCUUUAAAAUCAACGCCGAAAUCGGAUAGAGAAGACCAAGAAAAGUCUAAGAACAUGAAGCCAUCGUCGUCGAGCAGUAAUAGUCACCGGGCAGACCCUCCGAAGCCUAAAGAAGAUAAUGUGUAUGAGAAUCUCAGCUACAAAGGUUAAAACCAACAUGAAGAUCUUUUCGUACAUUUGUCCGAUUGACUUUUUAAAAUUAUUUUUAAUUUCAAUAAAUAGUUUUGAAGUCAAAUUUGUUU
Caenorhabditis elegans is the source of this 400-nucleotide messenger RNA. RefSeq names its product Protein AF-9 (gene C09D4.9). The record is from RefSeq and is marked reviewed. Bases 84 to 308 code for a protein of 74 amino acids. The transcript has 5 exons. Lineage: Eukaryota; Metazoa; Nematoda; Chromadorea; Rhabditida; Rhabditidae.